Messenger RNA from Brassica rapa (field mustard), 1593 nucleotides. RefSeq lists its product as uncharacterized. Lineage: Eukaryota; Viridiplantae; Streptophyta; Magnoliopsida; Brassicales; Brassicaceae. The record is from RefSeq and is a predicted model, not a curated record.
GCAGAAGCUAAGUUUAUAUAUCGACGGAGUCACAAUGGUGAUUGUCCCUUCGGGGACAUCCGAUAAAAUUGGAACGAUACAGAGAAGAUUAGCAUGGCCCCUGCGCAAGGAUGACACGCACAAAUCGAGAAAUGUUCAAGUUUUGGAUGAGUAUCCGUUCGUAAUAGCUCCGCAAAUGAAUCGUAAUUCGAAUUUGAAACGACUCAGUUCUAAAGUUUUGAAUCCCUAAUUUGACGAUGUUGAACCUAAUUCCCAAAUCUUGGUUCAACUCGCCAACUAAAUCGAAUUUAACUAAACCAAUUUUCCGGUUCAAAUCAAAGUAAACCGGAAUCUCCCAGUUUGGUUAUUCUGGUUUAGGAGAACCGCUUCCUCUCCUUCUAAGACCCUCUCUAAAGUCUAAACCCUUUGGGCGUCUCCAUCUAAGAUUAGAGGAAGGUCCAGAUGCUUCAAUGGCUUUCUGAAUGAUGAGAUCUCACAAUACUAAUCACUGAAUCUGCAAAAUCUCAUCUCUCUUGUUGGUUUCUCUGAACCCAUGGCGAUUCUGCUCAAAUCAUUUCUCCAAAACCAAUCCUUUCUCAAGCCUUCGACCAUUUGCAGAACCAUCGCUUCUUCAACGGAGCCUUACAAGAAGCCACUCUCUGUUGUAUUCGAAGAGGCCGUAGGAUUGAGACCCAAACCCGAAACGAGCGAAACCCAAGAAGAAGAAGUGGGCAACGAGUUGAAGAGAAAGCUUUUUGAAUUAGAGAAGAAACUCAUAGAACUGAAGAACACAGAACCAGUGAUAAAGAAGAAGCUGAAGAAGGUUGUCGGGACAGUGCCAGAACUGCAAACAGACAAAAGUCGCAACCUUUACACGUUGUUUAAAGCCAACGAAGAGAAACAAGAGGAGGACAACGAUGUGGUUAGAGUUUACAAGGAGCUUCCUUUGGAGAUGGUUUCGUUUGUGAAGCUUCUGCAUAAAAAAGGGUAUUUGAACAAGGCUAAUUUCAUCAGUGGUGAGAAGCUGGAGUUGGGGAGUCUCGAUGAAGAGUAUUCUAGAACUUUUGUUAAGUUUGCUGCUGAGAGAUUCGGAAAAGACUACCAGGAGAUCGCAAAGUGGUUGUCAGGUAGUGACCUGAAGAACACUGUGCUAUUUGGCUGCCCAAGCUUGGAGAAAAGGGCGAUAUUCGCUGCUAAAACACUGCGCAAAUUUUUCGACAUCCAUGAGAACAAUGUGUGUGAGAAAUGUGUAUUGAAAGAGAAGUGCAAGUUUCCAAACCAGAGUGUGUGGGACGGCAAGUCACACAACUUACAUUUGUCUGUCGUGAUGAAAGUCAUCACAUUGUAUUCAUUGGACUUGACUCAUCCAAAGCUUCAAGUUCCUCAAGAGGUACAAGACUCAGUCUCAAGGUUGCUGACAGAGAUUCAGAACCUUAGCCGAACUAUCUGUACUCCUCUCGCAUGAAUUGAAACCUUACAUGGAAGAUUGUUUCCAUUAGACAUCUUCAACUUAGUGUUCUUGCCAACUUCUAAUGUUAGUUUGCAACAACUGCAACUCUUAUGUUACUGAUCGGAAUGCUUAGUUUUAAUCUUUACCUGCAAUGUUGUUCCGUA